GGAAAUAUUAUUGAAUUUCGUGUAUUAUUUCAUUCGGUUGGUUUUUGAAAAGAGCGAUGCAAAAUUAGCCAAAGUUAGCAAGCAAAGUGCUGUGAGUUUACCGAUGUAUCACGCUACUUUUAUUGCAGUUUUUCAGAGAGUUGAUGGACUUAAAGAUAUGUUUUUGUUAGGUUAUUGUCAGAUGUCCUCUAGUUAUAAUUUGUGGAAGUGCUGCUGAUUCAGCUCGAUGUUAUCAGCACGUAGCAAGUGAUUCACUAAAGUCCAACCUCACUUUAAUAGCUGUCUCUUUUUGUGAAAAAGAAGAAACAGAAAUGAAUACAAGUUUUUCGUGUAAAGUAUUAGGAGACUUUAGGUAACUUCAUACAUUUCAACCUGAAACUGUACAUUCAUCAGUUGGAUGUCCAUUCAACUUCUAUUCAACUAGUCUGCAGUGUGAAGAGAUGCAGGUGGGAAAUAAAUGUAUCUUUCAAUAUUGUUAUAAUACUUAUAUUUCUUCCAUGGAAAUGACAGAAAUUCAGUGCUGUUUUGUGGAGCUCUUUCCACCAAACUCCUCAAUAAAUAAUACAUUUAUAUGUGCCAGAUCAGUUUCCCUCUCUGGUUUCACAACUCAAUGAAAGUUAAGGAGUGGUUUGAAGUUUCAGUGUUUCCAUGGCUGUUUGGGACUCAGUCAGUAAAUCAGUAGGCUUGUUACAUUUGAUAAAGAGUCUGUUGUUUGACUACAUUGGCAAUCUUAUAACAAAUUCAAGCAUCUUCCGUAAGUAAUGGCAUGAUUGUAGAGCAUUGUAUAUUCAGGAUUGCUUUUGUUCUCAAAUUCAUUGUGAGAUUAUGUACUUUUGCACUCCUCUGGGCUGGAGCAAGGCUGGGAUGGCCUCUAAACUAUUGGACAGACUUCGCCGUACAAUAUUCAAAGAAGGAGCGCUAUCUUCCAAGACUGAUAGAACAGAUGACUUUCCAGAAAGUUCUGAACUGGAGGAUGAUACGGACUGCAUCUCGGCCAGGCUUGAUGGGACCCUGUGCUUUGAGGGUGAUGGGGUUCUGGAAUCUGAGGACGCAGGUGACGCAUCGGGGCUGGACAGUGAUUCUGACUUUUUUGGAGAGUCGCUAGACAAUGCCUGUAGCAGCACAGAAAUAUGCCCGAUGCUUCCUUCCCCAAAAUGCUCAAAUAUGAUCACCAGACAACUACAAGAAAACUGGCGAAGCUCAAGAACUCGUAGCACUCCUGAAAAACUCAUUUUUGAAGUGACUGACGCCAGUGUUGUCCAUGAGACAAAUUCCAAGUAUGUGCUCUACACGAUUCAUGUCAUCCAUUCUGGCAUGUUCGACAAAACUCCUGCUGUCAUCACGCGGCGCUACACUGACUUCGAACGACUACACAGCCGCCUACGCCGCCGUCAUGGGGAUGAAAUGGAGGGCGUGUACUUCCCACGGAAGAAGCUGCGCAAAAACUUCGUCGCCGAGACCAUUGCCAAGCGCAGCCGAGCUUUUGAGCAAUACUUGUCCCACCUUCACUCUCGUCCUGAUCUGCGGACCACACCCACUUUUCUCGAAUUCUUCUACCUGGGCGAUCUUCAUGCUGGCCAGAUGCUGAUGCAAGUGGGCCGUUGCCAAGAGGCCCUGGGGUCCUUCCUCAAUGCUCUGAGACUCCAGGAGAAGUUGGGAUGCCAUCAGCUCCUGCAGCAGAAUCAUUUCCAGAGGGUUCAUUGGUUCGUCACACUCUCUGCAUUGGUCUGCUGCUUCCAGGACUUAGAACAACUUAGUGAGGCUCAGGAACAUUGCGACAGAGCCCUGCAGGAUCUGGCGCCUUCAAAGGAAGCCUUGCAGCAGCACCAGUUGCACCCGCUUCUCAUCCCCCUCCUACAGUCCAACGUUAGGCUCUCAUGGAAGAUCUCAAAGGACAAGAGGCGCUGGGAAGCUCUUUUGCAGGAGAUCCAGGAUCAGGGGAUUGAUAUAGGGAAUCAGCCCAGCUUGAAGGAAUUGAUGAUUAAAGAAAGCAUUGAGGACAGUGAGGGGAUGGUCAGGGUUAAGAACAAAAGUGAAGAUGCCUUGUGAGCAGCUUGGUCUAUAACGUUCAUGAUUAUUUUUUUAAAUGUAACUUUUAGCAGUUAUGAGGGAAGUUUCUGAAAGCAAUGCAGUCAGUGGUAAGGAAACCUGUGGAAUUAAUACUAACUCAUGUAAUGCACAAUUUGCCUAGAACAAGUUUUUAAGUAAGCACACAUUUCAUGGGCACAUUUCAAUAGCAUUUACUAUAGCCUUAUUGUUAUAUUUUGUAUCCUAUGAAAUGUUCAACUGGGAAUUUGUUUUUGUUGUAACUUGCAGAAUAUUUAAAUGACUAAAUUCCUCAUUUCAGCUGUCAUGAAUUUCACAUUGAUGCAGCCCCAUCGCAUUUGUGUCUUACUGUGCAAUUUACAUCAAUUGAGCAAUAGCACUAAAACCAGCACCACUAGCAUCAGUUACUCUAGAAAGCACACAUAGCUUUAAACCCUGUUGGGUAAAGAUGAAUAGAAUUAAGUGGAAUUGACUUUGUAAGAAAUGUACAAAAAUGAGGCUGUCUACUCUAAACUAUGUUGUUUACGUUCAAAUGCCUUUGACUGACUUUGAUUCAGACUUUACAGAUAUGAAUCCUUCCUCAUAGUAAAGGGAAUUCCCACUUUUGGUGUGUACAUUUUAAAAGAAAUGAACUGUCAGAUACUGCUACAACAGAAGCCUUCAUACAGUUACUGUUCAUGUUAUGUCUUUGUGAUGCUGGAGCAGAGCUAAACUGUUUUAACCCAUUAACGUUUUGUUACUGAACUUCCUCAAAUAACCGUUGCAGAGUUCAGCUAUACACUUUAACAAUGUAAAUAACACUACACUUGCAGAUUGUUUAGGAAAGUUAUAGCUUUCAAAUGCAUAACCCUUUAUACAGUAUGUCAAACAGAUCCUUUUUGAAUCUCAUGAAUUUUAAUAUUUGUGAAAACUAUAUCAUUCCACCAACAAUGUGUAGAUAUUAAUCUGAAAAUGUUUGUUUUUAAUGUUAGAGCCCAAUCUUAUUAUAUUUUUACAAAUAGUUUUUUUCCCACCCUGAAAUCCUUGCACAUUAAAUUAAGACACAUUUGUAAACCAGUUACACAUAUUAAUGUUUUCUUAUGUUACUACAUUUAAAUGCUAAUGUAUUUUUUUUCCUAUUUAUUUAUGAGUUCAGUCAUAGCACAAAAGCCAUUUACAAAGUUUUAUAAAACUGUUUUUCAACGUGUGUUUUUUUGCGUUUAAACACUUAAACCUUUACAUUUAAUAAAUGCUUCCAGAUUUUUACAAAAAAAAUGUUUAAAUGCUUAGAUGCACUGUAGAUUAUUUUACAUUUUAAAAUAACAAAAUCUUGCAUUAAAUUCACAAUUGGUCAAUAUACUUUUUUUUUUUUUUUUUUUGCUAUCAGAUAUAUUAUUUUUGCACUGCACUUUGCCUAUGGGAAAAGGUAAUUUGUGUAAUGAAAAGGUCAUGUUUCUCAUGAAAUUCCUCAAUAAGUUUGGUUUACUGUAAGAACAACAUGGCCGGGCAAAUUAUCUGAAAAGGCAGAGCAAUGGAUUUGAUAUUGUCCUUUAAUAACAACAUGUAGAUGUAUAAUUGUUUUAAAAGUGAAACAAUAUAAAUAAAUGCAUUACAUUAUUGUUGCAGAUGAAUAAAGCAUUGGUAAGACAAUAAAAAAAGUGGCUUCAAA
Myxocyprinus asiaticus (Chinese sucker) is the source of this 3694-nucleotide messenger RNA. Its product is annotated as sorting nexin-21-like. The record is from RefSeq and is a predicted model, not a curated record. Gene Ontology annotation, molecular function: phosphatidylinositol phosphate binding; protein binding. Gene Ontology annotation, biological process: protein transport. Lineage: Eukaryota; Metazoa; Chordata; Actinopteri; Cypriniformes; Catostomidae. Gene Ontology annotation, cellular component: early endosome membrane. The coding region runs from base 826 to 2049 and encodes 407 amino acids. The transcript is spliced from 3 exons.